AUGGUAGGACGAAGAACACCAACAUUUAUCAUAGUCAGUGGUGGAAUUUUGCUUCUUUUUUGUAUUACAUACAGCCUUGCCCCACUAAGGCACAUCAACAAAGCUUCAAUAGAUCAAGUACAAUGGCCACUUUUCACAUCAGAUUUUGGUCAAAUAGAUAAAAGACAAGAUGACAAUGAUGAAGCUGAUGCAAGUGAAACUCAAGAAGAUGAAGAUGUACUGUUCAACACACUUGAACAUAUAAGAGAUAGAAAACAGAACUCAGAAACAAAGGAUAUACCAUAUGAUAACAAUGAAAAUGAUAACAAUAUGAAAACAUUGCCAGGAAAUGCACAGGCUGAACCAGAUGCUGGAAACUCAAAAGACUCAGAUACUAAGUUUGACCCCAGAAACAAUAAAUCCCCUGACACAGCUGGUUUUCAACAAGACAAUGAUGAACGUGAAACACAAGAGGAAUCUGGUGAAACUAAUCAGAAAGCAAUAGAUGAGAUCAAAUCAGUAAAUGAUGAUAAUGAUGUGACGAAUACAACAAUUCUAGUUUCAAUGUUAGAUAACUUGUUAGAAACAGUAGAAAGUAAACAAGGUACGGAUCUAGAUGAGAUUCACAAUGAAGACACCUAUGAUAAGGAGACUGAACUUUAUGAGAUAGAAUCCGAGACUUGGAAUAAUGCCACUGAGACGUACCUUCCAAAAACAAAAAAAUUUCCUGGUUUGAUUAUCAUAGGAAUACAUAAAUGCGGAACAUAUGCCUUGUCAUAUUUCUUAGAGAUUCAUCCAAACUUAGUGAGAACUCCAGGUACUGAAAUACACUUUUUUGAUAGGAUGUCAGAAUAUAAGAAAGGACUGGAUUACUAUAUCAGUCAAAUGCCGCUUACGGAUCCCACUCAGAUUGGUUAUGAAAAAACACCUGGCUACUUUGAUAGAGCAAACCCUAGAGAUAUUUAUAAUGCAAACAAAGAUGUUAAGCUAGCCAUUAUAGCAUGUGAUCCUGUACGCAGAACAAUGUCACACCAUUUGACAAAAACCUUAGUAUUCCAGAAAAAUUUGACAUACGAGGGAUGUAUCUUACAUGAAAAUGGCAUACUGAAUACUGAAAGCUGUUCUUAUAUCUACAGGGGGCACUAUGCAACUUAUUUCAAACGAUACUUAGAGGUAUUCCCCAAAGAACAAAUACUAGUGGUGUCUACUGAUGAGCUGAAGACAGACCCUAUAAGUGUUAUCAAAAAAUUUGAAACUUUUUUAAAGCUCCCAAAAGUAGUGAAUGAAAACAUGUUAUAUUUUGAUGAGGCUUCAAAACAAUUCUGUGUCAAACCAGAAUACUGGAAUAGAAAAUUUAUUGGGAAAUAUAAUGGCUGUAUGUUACGUCCUGAUAAACACCAGGUUCAUCCAGAAAUUCACCCAGAACUGGUGAAGAAACUUGCUAGUCAUUUUAAGGAUCGAAACAGAGAGUUUGAACAACUAACUGGUAAAAACUUUUCAUGGGCAGAAUAAAAUAUGUGAAUGAGAAUUGUUAUAGCAACAAACAGGGUAUUCAUUUGAGACUAUCAAUUCACAACUUCCCAUUAGAUUAAUCAAUUACGUUCCUCAUCGCUGGAUGCCAUAACAUUCCGCCAAUGGCCAACUGCUAAUCGCCAAC
This is a messenger RNA of Owenia fusiformis, 1636 nucleotides long. NCBI's taxonomy places the organism in Eukaryota, Metazoa, Annelida, Polychaeta, Sabellida, Oweniidae. The record is from the annotation of a GenBank genome assembly.